Messenger RNA from Varanus komodoensis (Komodo dragon), 11259 nucleotides. RefSeq names its product slingshot protein phosphatase 1 (gene SSH1). The record is from RefSeq and is a predicted model, not a curated record. The coding region runs from base 2916 to 6005 and encodes 1029 amino acids. Gene Ontology annotation, biological process: protein dephosphorylation; actin cytoskeleton organization; negative regulation of actin filament polymerization. The transcript is spliced from 14 exons. Gene Ontology annotation, molecular function: actin binding; protein tyrosine/serine/threonine phosphatase activity. Gene Ontology annotation, cellular component: cytoplasm. Lineage: Eukaryota; Metazoa; Chordata; Lepidosauria; Squamata; Varanidae.
CUAUUGGACACCCCCACCAAAGAGGACCUGGUGUGGGUAGCUACCCACCUGGCCUCUGAAGGAGGUUGCAUCUAAAGAGGAGGACUGGAUGAAGAGCUUGGAAGAUGGGCUGGCUGAUGGAGGAGGAGGUAGCCCUUGAGAUGCCCUGCUUCCAGGCCUCACGAUCAAAAGCAGGAUUUUUUGUUGUGUGCUAGUGUGUGUGUGUGUGUGUGUGUGUGUGUGUGUUUUGAAUAAUCUAAGUAACUGUAAAUACUAAGCACCGUUUUGAACAUGCAUAUGGAUGUACUGGUGCGCGAUCUGCCCGGAGCGCUCGUUCUCCCGUGCUGGUUCCGUUUGUUUUCAGCAAGGCGUCUCCCCAGAAGACAUUCCUGUGGAUUGUGCCCACGCUGUUUAAGGCUGUGCGCUUGCUUGCAUUCAAAUGGCCAUCCUUGAAAAUAACUCCUUUGUGUCUGUACCUAGUAUGCUGCAUGAUGGGGGAGGAAAUAUUAAACCCAGCUCCCCCAAAGGUAGGUCUGCAAUCGAGCAUCGCCGCCGCCUCCUUCCCGGUAUGGAAUCUUCACUUGUGGUGCAUCUUGUGGCUGAGUUUCCUGACCAAAAAGCCGUGCAGAUUGUAAUCGUGAUGAAGCAAAUCCCAAGGUCACCCAGGCAGGCUUGGCAGGCAUCGUUUGCAGUUCGUUCCUGCUGGGAAAUCUGCCUUUGUGGGCUCCCUGAUUGAUUUCCUCUCUCCCCCCUCCCCCCUCCUUGUCCUGAAAGAGCUUUUGCAUCUGGCACUGUGAAUAGCCUGCAGUCUUCGAAAAUGCUGUUUGGAAUUCUUGGGCAGCAAAUGCGGCCUACGCCUUCUCAGCCAAACAAUACCCGCUCAGAAGGUACUUUUAUUGACUGAGUGCUGCAGACAUGUGGAGUAAGCCUUGCCAGUCGCCCUGGCUCAUGGCCUGCCCUUUCAACUGAAAUGCAUUGGAGGUUACUUUGGGGCCUGAUUGGAUGCUGCCUCCAGAAAGGGGACUGCCUGGCCAAACUAUCGACGAGCUCCACUCCAUAACCGUUGGAGCUGCUUGCUUCAAGCAUCCCUGAAGGGGCACCUGCAGUACUGGGUCUUUGCACAGGAAUUUAACAACAAACUAACUGCCACUGGCCAGACCACAGCCCUCUGUUGAGCAUCAUGGUGGCCUAUCCAGGAACGGAGCUGUGCACACUUGAAGAUGCUUGUGAGAACUUUUCCUCUAGCAACUGUACUUCUGGAUGUUCUGUUCCUUUCAAAGAGGAUGUGCCGGGAUUUCUCUUUGGAACAGUCUGCUUAGGCAAGGCACAUUCUACUCUAAAACGUGGCCUAGGAAUAAUUUUAGGGUAGAGUUUAGAUAAAUUAUGAAGCUUAGAGCAAGUAAAUUAUGACUUUGGGGGGGUAUAAUUAAUGUUAAGUUAAAGUUUAAAGUUUUUGAACAGUGGCAGCGUCACAGUCUUCAGAGCACAAAAAUGAUCAAAAAUCCACCGCUUGUUAAAUACUGUAGUUUUCUGUGAGAUCAGACCAAAGGUCCACUCUAGUCCAUCACAUUAUUUCUGCCAGUGGUCAGCCCAGUGCCUCUGGAGGAUCUCAUGUGCAUGUGCAGAGUGUUAGGGCAGCAGUCCUUCCCUGCUCAUUUCUGUCACAUGACCAGCAGUCAUGUGCAGCCUUUUCACUGAUUAAUCCAGUUUUAAGGCCAUCUGCUAGUGACCACCAGUGUUUCUUGUAUUGUGAAUUUCCAACGUGAAUGAUGUCCAGGUGGAAAUGUAGAGGCCGGCAGGUGUUCAAUUUCUUCCUUCAUCCAGGGUAGAUAAGGCGUCGCUCUGGGACCGGUCAUUGAAACUGGCUGUAGUCCAGGCAAAAUGACUGAAGGAGAUCCACUGACAAUCGAAACGGGCAAGCGGACGGUGGCAGAGGAGUGGCUCUGUGUGAUCUUCCUUUAGCGACCCGCCUCUCCGUAGUUGAUCUGAAGUGAAAAUGGAGAUGUCAUGGAUCAACCAUAUGGGGCUUUCUCCUUCAAAAGUGCCCAUUCAGGGGAACUAAGGCUGUGAUAUGAACUACAGCAUUAGCAGGAGUGAGAAGCUGCCCGUCGUAGCCCAUCCAGGAGCCACAUUCUUGGAUGGUUGGACGAGGAGGACCAGUUCUGGCUUUGGAACUGGCACAGAAAUAAGGCCACAGGAACACAGAUGACGUCCUUUCUUUGCAAGAGAAGUGCUGAGAACCUGUGGGACAGCAAUAUUCAUCAUUACUUCACCGUAUCUUGCUAGAUGGCCCCAGUCUCUCUGGACGAAAGACCGAAGCAACAGCAAGCUGUUUGUAUACCUAGAGUUCUCCCAGUAGUUUCUUUGGCCAGUUCAAAGGUUCUGUUGUCCAAUUCUGAGCUCUGGCGAUUCCAUUCCAAUGUGUUAAUUUCCUCUCGCAGUUCCAGUUUGAUACGCCUUUCCUUGCUCUCUGCUUUUUGCUGAGAAGCAGCUAUUGCAUUCUGUCCUGGGCCGGCAGCUUCCCUCCAAAGAAACAGGAGUAGAAGUGUGUCUUUCAUAUUCUCCUGUGCUCCUGGAAUAGAUCGUGCACAAGAAAGGAAAGAGUUCUGAUGGUGCUUAAGGUAUCUGCUCCUUUAGACCCUCUCCCAGCCUUCAUGGGCACAGGUCUCCAGGUUGCCUUAUUCUGGAAUGGCCAGUGCUGCUUCAUGGAUUGACUCCGAAUCGGAGAGACCCCAACAGAUCCCAGUUGCUGUGCUGGGAUCUCCAGAGUGCUUGGAUUAGCGCCAAUGCCACCGUGUGCCGCACUUGUGUCUUGAGGCUGGUUUCCUGACAGGACAUGCUUUCUUCAGUGGAACGAUGAUAAAGGAGCUGCCAUUCAAGGCAGCCAACAAUAACAAAGCCAAGAUGAAAACAAAAGCUUGAGCGAAAGCUUUUUUAUGGUGAAAGGUGCUGCGUUAUUCCUCCAGCAAGGAAACAGCCCACAAGGUCCACGGAGCCUCCCUCAUCCUCACAAACACGCAGGUGAUUUGCCGCAGCACCUCCAGGUGAUGAUCAACCUCCUUCGCUGUGAGGACAGAAUCAAACUGGCCGUGCGUUUAGAAAGCGCCUGGACAGACCGAGUCAGGUACAUGGUGGUGGUCUACAGCACCGGACGCCAAGAUACGGAGGAAAACAUUCUACUGGGAGUGGACUUCUCCAGCAAGGAGAGCAAAAGCUGCACGAUCGGGAUGGUUCUGCGUCUGUGGAGUGACACGAAGAUUCAUCUGGAUGGUGACGGCGGAUUCAGCGUCAGCACUGCGGGGAAAAUUCACAUCUUCAAGCCCGUGUCGGUACAAGCGAUGUGGUCCGCCCUGCAGAUCCUGCACAAGGCCUGCGAGGUGGCGCGGAGGCACAACUACUUCCCCAGCGGGAUGGCGCUGGUCUGGGCCACGUACUACGAGAGCUGCAUCGCCUCCGACCAGAGCUGCAUCAACGAGUGGAGCGCCAUGCAGGACCUGGAGUCCACGCGCCCCGACUCGCCGGCUCUAUACGUGGACAAGCCAACCGAGAGGGAGCGGGCGGAGCUGCUCAUCAAGGCCAAGCUCAGGAGCAUCAUGAUGAGCAAGGACCUGGAGAAUGUCACCUCCAAAGAAAUCCGGAAUGAGCUGGAGAAGCACAUGAGCUGCAACCUGAAGGAGUUCAAAGAGUUCAUCGACAAUGAGAUGCUGCUGAUCCUGGGGCAGAUGGACAAACCCUCCCUCAUUUUUGACCACCUGUACCUGGGGUCUGAGUGGAACGCCUCCAACCUGGAGGAGCUCCGGGUUUCUGGUGUUGACUACAUCUUAAACGUGACCAGGGAGAUAGACAAUUUUUUCCCUGGCAUGUUUGCAUACCACAACAUACGGGUUUACGACGAAGAGACAACGGACCUCCUGGCCCACUGGAACGAGGCCUACCACUUCAUCAACAAAGCCAAGAAAAACCACUCCAAGUGCUUGGUGCACUGCAAGAUGGGCGUGAGCCGCUCGGCAUCGACGGUCAUCGCUUACGCCAUGAAGGAGUUUGGCUGGUCCUUGGAGAAGGCCUACAACUACGUGAGGCAGAAGCGCAGCAUCGCACGGCCCAACGCUGGCUUCAUGGGGCAGCUGCUGGAAUACCAGGGCAUCCUGGACGCCAGCAAGCAGCGUCACAACAAGCUCUGGAAACAGCAGUCGGAAGACAGCCUGCCCCCAAACUCGGACGGCUCAGGCGGGCCAAACGCAUACCUGCUGGACUGCCUGGAGGUUGACCCGGACCCUCCCGGCCACUCCUCCUGCGCAGACCUCCGAGCGAACCAGGAGGCCGUGGGCUUCCAUUACUGCUUCCGGCGGCUCUCUGACUCCUUGCCUGGCAGCAGGGAAUCGUUUUUCCAGGUGGAAGACCUGGAGAGGGACGUGCUUCUGGAGGAGGCCGAGGCCGAGGCCGCGGUGGCGGCAGACCUGCCUUUCCUGGAGUUCUCGGACAAGCCAGAAGGGGAAGCGCUGAAAGGCAAGGAGAAGAUGGAGAACUCCGGCCUUGGCGAGAAGAGCGCCAAGAGGAAGCCCGAGGGCGGCUGCCUGAAGGAUGGCGCUGUGCCCAGGCCCGCGGGCCCGGGGGGAGGAAGCCCCAGGGAAGAGAAGCCCACGGAGCGGUGGAAGCGGCGCUCGUCGGUGCAGCAGGAGGCGAGCGGGCAGAACUGCGAGAACCUGAACAACAACAACAGCAAGCGGAGCUGCCCCGAGGACUUCGAGCACGACGCCAUCUUUGGGAUCCUCAACAAGGUGAAGCCUUCUUACCAGUCCUGCGCUGACUGCAUGUAUUCUUCCGGGGGCGCUCCCGCCGAGGCCUUUGGGGAACCCUGUGAGAACCUGCCCCUGGCCUCUCCACGCCCCAGUUCCACGGUCUGCACCCAGCCCGCGUUCCUCUCGCACGGGGCUUCAGCAUUUUUGGAGCAGGCCUUCGGCGAGGCUCCCCUGAAGGGAAUCCCUGGCGCCAAAACCAGCAGCCUGCCCUCCGUGCUGGCGGGGAGCGAUGCGCAGAGUGUCGACACCAGUCGGCCUGCAGCCGGCUGGGCCUGUGCUGCAGCCGAGAAGCCCAGGGACGGGCCAAGAGCACCCCUCGGGGCUUUGCUGCGCCCGCGGAGUCCUCUCUGUGAGAGGAGCGCCAUCCUGAACGACGGGCUGAAGGAAGACGCCGCGCCGAGAAGAGAUGCCCGCCAGACCAAGGACCUGAAAUACUUGCUCUUUAGUAAAGAUCUCGAGAAGCCAACCACCAACAGCUACCUGAUGCAGCAUCAGGAGUCCCUCCUCCAGCUCCAGAAGGCAGGCCUGGUUCGGAAGCAUACGAAGGAGCUCGAGCGGCUCAGGGGCCUGCCCGGCGAAGCAGCGCUGCAGGCGAAGGAGGGCUCCGGGGAGCCACCCGAGAUGACUAUUUUUGAGGAGCCCCAAGAGCUGGAAGGCCCUCCGGGUCAGCUGCCCCUUCUCGGCCAUUCCCCUUCGGUGCCCGAGAAGGCCCAGAACGACCGUGGGAAGCGGCAGAAAGCCCCUCCCGUAGGCGGCACGCCCCAGAAAACCUCCACGCCCGUCCUGGGCAAGGUGGAGCACACGAGCAGCUUCAGCAAGGACUUCCUCAAGACCAUCUGCUACACGCCGCCGUCGUCGAGGAGCUCGAACCUGACCCGCAGCUCCAGCAGCGACAGCAUCCACAGCGUCCGCGGGAAGCCUGGCCUGGUCAAGCAGCGGACCCAGGAGAUUGAAACACGGCUGCGGCUCGCCGGCUUGACUGUCUCAUCGCCCCUGAAGCGCUCCAACUCCCUCGCCAAGCUGGCCAGCCUCAAUCUUUCCUCGGAGGACCUGAGCAGCGACGCGGACGCGUCCGUGCUGACUGACUUGCGGGAAGCCAGGUCGAGCGAGGCUUCGGCGCACGGCGACCUCCGUCCCUCUCCAAAGAACACUGACGCGAGCCCCAGCCCACUGGCAAAAUCCUCUCGGGGAAGACUGAAAAGCACGCCCUGGACGGGGAAAAGUUGACAUAUUUGCAAUCUUUUUAAAAAGCUAGUUUUAUUUUUGUCUGUACUAAAUGCAAUUUUAUCCUCUUUUAAAAAAGAGAAUGUUCGCUCCCUCUUUCCAUGUGGUGCUUUAAGCUGAAGGGUGGAAAGGGGAGAUUCUGACAAGGGCAACCAGCCCAGGAAGAAAGCACUUACGAGCCUUCCGGCUUGGAAGGCCACUGCUUCCGUAAUACGGCCUCCUAUUUUCCCCGGAGUGGUACGGUGGCGGCUCCUCCUCUCCCCCGCCGAAAAACCUUGUUCGAAAGAAUUGCCGAGAUUUUCUCCACGGCUCAAGCCAAGCACAGUUCCUAAUUCAAAGAGGCCCUUGCCGGAAGAGCCUGCGAGGGCGAUGCAGGCACGCUACCUCCAUUUGUGUAUUUCUGUCUCCCUGUAUGUAUAGCUGAGAUUUUAGGAAAUCUUCCUCUGAAAUGGCUUUUUUUGCAGGCGUGGUGCAGGCACGCUUGGGGAUACCUGUGUGUCCCGGGGCUCCAUCUCGAAGCGCCGAGAAAUGCUUGAGCGAGAGCCGAGUGGCCCCCGUGCUGCGGUGCCACGCAGGCGGCACGCUUCCCUGCCUUGGCUCACGAGAGGGCGGUCGCUCGGCUCGGCUGGGCUGGCCCUUUCGCAGGUGUGCUUUGUAGCCGUGCCAGUGAGGCCGAGAGGAUGGUGACCAGGAGACCUUGUCGCAGGUACAUGAACCUGGAUGACGCUGAUAGCUGGCGAGCCGCUCUUCUCACACUGCGUGGGAAGUCAGGUGUCGGUGGAAAGCUCCUUUUGCGGGUGGAGACGGCCGUUGCUGCUGCCCUACCUGAGACAUCGGUGGGGUUGCUGCAGGCCGGGUUCUUUCCCUUUAGUUUGAAAUUGUGUGACAUCCUAGGUGGGCUCCCCUCAGGUUGGGCCACCUCAGGACAGUCGGUUGUCUGGGCUAGCCUCCAGGCGGCGGCUCAGGGACCGAUGCCCGGCGCUGCUCCCCCAGCCCAGUCUGGCGCUCCUCUUUCCCUGCUUUGAGUGCCUGCUUGUCAUGGAAAAGGGCUGGGAGGAAAGCACAGGACAGGCCGUGGCUUUCUGGGCGUGUGGCGAACCUUUCGUACCGGGGGCACAAGUCGCCUGGAGCGCUUCUCGGGCUUGUCGGAGUCGGCUGUUGCUGCAGGCGUUGCUGAUAGAGGCAGAGUGUCCUGCAGAUCAGAGACAAGGUCCGAGCUGGUUUCUGAGCACUGCUGAGUGGGCCCCAUGGAUGGCAUGUGCUGUUGCGCCGGGCCGCCUCCAUGUGAUCUGGAAGCGCGCGUCACAUCGCUCCUGCUCCCAUGCUGAAGCUCCCUGGAUCGCCCCCGGCUCAGCUAGGAUGAGGCUGUCAGAGGAGAGAGCGCGCCUUUCCCAGGGAGAUCUUGGCACCCCUUUCCUUGCAAGCAAACCUCGUGCCCAGAGGUCGUUGUUCAGGCCAGGCUUGAGUGCCGAGGAGGGGCUGGAGCACCUCUGACCUCACUCGGUGCUAGUUCUGCAGCAUGACCGGAAGCACCAGGUUCCCAGCCUGCCUGCUGAAGUGCCGCUCGUGAGCCAGGUGGAGUCUUCUGGGGAAGCAGCCCUGGCCCUGCCCGCAGAGUCUCAAGCUGCGGGGCGCUCCCUUUCCAAACUUGCGCCCACAUCCGUUGUUCACUGCAGCCCCAUCGCCCUGGCCAGUGGUCAGGAUGGGUGGGAGCUGUCGCCCAAACAACAGGUGGGGGACCCGGCCUUGGUCACGCUGGGGAGUGUGGUUCAGGCCUGCACGACCACUGCGGACAUUGGUGGCCAUUUUAGAUUCCCUGGGACGCCGGUAUCUCCGUACCUUUUGAAGUCAACAGUUCUGCGUUCGUUCAUAUUGGCCGGUCGGUUAGAGUUCUUCUUUGGCCUGGUAACAUGGCAGAAAUCUCUGUUGCUGGCUUAGGUGCGCCUCAGUCAGAGUCUCUGCUUGGUCAAGACAUCCUGCUUUUUAUCCAGAGAAAGCAGGGUGUGGGGGGCCCUGAUCUCCAGGCUCCUUUUCCUUUGGUGUGAGUGUGGCAUGAAGGCAAAGCCGGGGGGCAAAAUGGUGAGCCAGGCAAAAAGAUGCACGGUGACGAUAACUUGCUGUUGAUAAAUCAUUGAAUGUUUAUUUCCCAUUCAAGUACAAAACAGAUGGCGGAUUGUGUCCAUCUGUGGUUCUGUUUAAUGUCAGAUAUAAAUGUGAAUAUUCCCUUAUACAGGGAAAAAGGAUUCUUCUUUGGGUCUCUUUGGUCUGUAUAGGGGAGGCAUGCAAAACCCUUUUUGAAAAAAGCCAUAAUACUCGAGGCCAAAUGUCUGUACUGCCCAGAUUUCGUGUCAUGAUGGAUGUUUAAAUUACUAGCGAGCUUUGACAUGCUUUAAGUGUUGGACGAGCAGUUUUUGCUGCCAUUGGAAAAGUUCAUCAUGUACCCGGUUCACAAGUUUCCAAAAAGGUUACAGGAAACGGGCUACUGCUUGGAAAGAUGCUUUUUUAAGGAACAGUGCGCAGGUCUUUCUCUAGCACCGUGGAGGCAGGAAGCGUAAAACCCGCUAGCACUUUCUGUCAAGAGAUUCCAGAUCAGUAUCCGAUUCUCCCCUGAGCCGUGCUCUGUAUAUUCGAGCUGGAAUGUGCAAAUACUCAAAAUGGGGUGGGCAUGUCUCUUGAUAAUGCAAGGAGCUCUCUUUCUGGCUGCUGACAGUGAGCGCCACGCUCUCCUCAUAGGCCGAGUGCAUCGUGAACCUGUUGAUGGAGAUCCCACCCCCCUCUUAAUUUGGGGGGCUGGCGGCCCAUCACACAAUGCUGCUUCCUGCCUGUUUGGUCCAAGUAUUGCAGAUCACCCACCCAGGAUUCCAGACACUUGCGCAGCAUUAAAUGCAAUUCGUGCUACUGUUUAAUUUGUACUCCACUGAAAACCAGCACAUCUUCUUGUCUAUUUCGAUUGCCUUACCCAGUUUUGUAGGAGCUGCUUCUUUGCCCAUCCUGCAAGGUGACUGGGGGGAGGGGGGGCACUUUCCCCAGCCAUAGCAGGCCGGAAAAUAUGGCAUUUGUGAGAACUGAAGGGGAAGGGCAGGAAGGGAAUUGGCUGCGCAUUUUUGACUCCUUGUGCCUCAGUUGCAAGUUAGCAGUGUAUUUCCGCAUAAUCCUUCAGCACUGUUGAGCCCUGCUUCCCGGUUGUUUUGCAUGCAGUGCUACAGACCAGGGCACUGCAACUGCUUUUGCUUUGCAAUGGCAGGAAGCCGCUGGGCAAAUCUCGAGCUGAAUUUGGUGGCCCCCGCGGAGGAGAAAUGACUGCUACGCAGGGACUGGUAUUCCCAGUUGCACUUCUAAAGGCAGCUACUUCCUCCUCUCCCUUUUGCACGUAGGACGUUUCGGUGGCGUUUCCUUGUCGUGCAGCGUGUGUCCGGAGCCACUGUUCUCUCGUGAAGGGAUGAGACUCGUCCCCGAGGCAUUAAAAUCUGCCAGGCACAGAUCUGGGAGAACCUGGACAAACUUGUGAUGCACCUUUAAGCCAAGCACGUGGGAGCCAUGCUCAGGAGGCCUGCUUCCCCGGCUUCUGCUGCGCUGCUCGUCACAGUAAGUUGUGCUGCUUGUUAGGAAGAACAUGCCCAGAAAUGCUUAUCCUGCAGUGCCAGGCACGUUUAAUUUUAGCAGCAUAGGAAAGUUUUCUUGUUGCCCUUCAGUUCCGGCAGACUUGACUAAAAGCAGGGCUUCUGCAGUGGUCGCCUCGCUCUUUUCACUGACUGCCCUUUCCAGGGGCGAACUCACGAGAGCUGAUUGUAUGGGGCAAGCAUUCCUGCCUGCUUCCCCCCUUUUCCCUUGCUAUGGAGGACGGCCGCCUGCGAUCCUCCCUGACGGACUAGCGGUCCAGCAAGCUUAGCGUAUCCCAGGGCCACGUGGUCCUUUGUUGAACAAGACGAGCAGGUAGAGGUCUUUAAAUCGGCAGGAAGCGUCUUCCUUUCAGCAUGCCAUAGCAAAGACGGCGGUUAUUUAAUCUCCAGAACUUGGCCAGUUUGCCUGGACCAAUGCAUGAAAUGGGUAGCUGGUUUAUCUCCUUCAAUGUAUUGGUGGUAUUUUUCCUUUCCGUUGAAAACAUCAUAAUAAGAAUGGAGUGCCUUGCAAAUCGUUUACAGAUACUGUGCGUUUAUGUAAAGCUCUUACUUGGUUUGUUUUAGUAUUUUUGGUGUUUGUGAAGUCAGUGCCACUGAGCAUAUGCUACUUUUGUAUACGAUGAGCUGACGUGCUUGGUUUGUUCAGUCAUUUGGAGUAGCUAAACCAGUGACCCUUUUGCUACCCGAGAAGCAGCCAGCAACCGUUUUGGGCUCCCUCCCCAUCCCCUUUUUAAAGAAACUUCCUGGCAGACCUCCUCUCUCUCUCUCUCUCUCUCUCUCUCUCGCACAAUCAAUGACUUAACCUAUGCAUUAGGGAAGGCACUCAAAGACUCCAGAAGGCUUCCCAAAGACGGAAGGCAUUUGGCUUCCCCACCUGGUGUAUUUGGGGCCUGAGCUCCAGAUCAAGGUGUGUCCCAGCCUAAAACCUGAAGUGCACACGUGAGCACCUCUGCCCUCCCCCUGUGCCUCCCCCCCUUUCUUUGAGUAGCCCUGUUUUGAAACAUCCUGCCCAGAGGCUCCGACGCUUCUGUUGCCAGUUAGCGGCCCCAUGAGAGUGUCGGUUGAAGUCCUGGAUGAGCCCCUUCUUUCUAAAAUCUGCGGGCGUGGGUAACACUCUGCACGCGGCGUGAUCGGUGCCGCGCCUUAGGGCCCUCGUGCCCACCGCGCCUGCGUAGAAGGGGGAACAAGGCGACCGAAGGCGAGGGAUGCGAGGGCGACCUCUCCCGUCGCGAAGAGGGAAGCGGACGCAGCGCCGCCUGCGUGCAUCUCUGUUGCGCACUCCUCCGUUGGGCCGGGGAGGCGUGGGGGCGUCCCCGAGGGCUGGUGCCACGUCCGGCACGUGGAGGCUCCGGGCAGAGCCCACAGUCGGACGACCCGGCUAUAUCAGCAUGUGAACAAACCAAUGCAGAAGCUGCAGUGAUUUACCGCGUUACUGUCGACCAUGUUCCUGGUACAGCAUUGUUUUCUCAGUUCUGUUUUUUUAAAGAUUUAAAUGCAUAUUAUAUAUAUUUUGUACUGUACAUUCACAGUAGGACAUGCAUAAUGCACUUUUUUUUACUUUUUGUUGGUAAAAGUGUACUGUAUUAUGUGCUUCUUGUGAGGAAACAAUUAAAAGACCCUUUUCCUUUUCUUUACAA